This is a messenger RNA of Chlorella variabilis, 1351 nucleotides long. RefSeq lists its product as hypothetical. Lineage: Eukaryota; Viridiplantae; Chlorophyta; Trebouxiophyceae; Chlorellales; Chlorellaceae. The transcript is spliced from 5 exons. The record is from RefSeq and is a predicted model, not a curated record. Gene Ontology annotation, cellular component: nucleus; cytosol. The coding region runs from base 10 to 978 and encodes 322 amino acids. Gene Ontology annotation, molecular function: protein serine/threonine phosphatase activity. Gene Ontology annotation, biological process: protein dephosphorylation.
CGCAAGGCGAUGGCCGACACCAAACCCCCAAACUUGUGGAAGAGCCUGUUCUCGUGGGCGCUCCCGGACUCGACCCCCAGCAGCAGAGAGCUUAAAUAUUAUAACAAGCUGACCUCAAAGUAUGGCCUGGUGUCGGGGGCGUGCCAAAGGCCCGAUGGACAAGUAGCCUGCGGCUGGGCCUCCCUGCGGGGCAAGCGUCCCAUGAACGAAGACACUGUGUAUUGUUCCUUCCAGCGCCACGACGAGACAGGAGAGGAUGUGGGCUGCUUCGGCGUGUUUGACGGGCACGGCGGCCCCAGCGCGGCGCGCUUUGUUCGGGACAACCUGUUCACCAACCUGCUCAACCACCAGAUGUUCAGCCGCAACCUGGCCAAGGCGGUGGCGGAUGCAUAUGCCGAGACAGAUGGGCAGUACAUCGACCUCGACGCGGAGCAGCAGCGGGACGACGGCUGUACCGCCGUCACCGCGGUGCUGGUGGGCAAGCGGCUGGUUGUAGCCCACGUUGGCGAUAGUAGAGCGGUGCUGUCGGUGGGCUCUGGCGCCGUGGCCCUGUCCCAGGACCACAAGCCCAACCGGGAGGACGAGCGGGGGCGGAUAGAGGACGCGGGCGGGCAGGUGGUGUGGGCGGGGACGUGGCGCGUCAGCGGCGUGCUGGCCGUCUCCCGCAGCUUUGGCAACCGCAUGAUGAAGCAGUACAUCAUCCCGCACCCUGAGAUCCGGGAGGACAUACUGAACCACAAGAACCAGUGCCUGGUGCUGGCCAGCGACGGGCUGUGGGAUGCGAUGGACAACCACGAGGCGACGCGGCUGGCGAUGCAGUACAGGGAGCAGGGGGCGGAGGCGGCGGCGAGGGCGCUUGUGGCCGAGGGCUACACGCGCGGCUCCCAGGACAACAUCUCCGCCCUGGUCGUCUUCUUCCACCUAGACGCCUCCACCACCUCCAAGACAUCCACCUCCACCAGCCAGCAGGCCGACUGAUGAUGCACCUGCGCUUGUUGCUGCCGCUGAGGCCUGCUCCUCUGGGCGCAGACGGCGCCGGCACGCGUGCUCGGCUCGGCGGGCACCGGUGGCGGGGAUCUGCACCGCCCCAUCAUUUUUCAGUGACGCCCGCUCCUAAGUCAGUGGGCCCCUGCCACUUGCUCAUCUCUGCCACUGCUUCGUCUGGCGCUUGCUUGUAUGUGUGUAUCGGUUGACAAUGCCACCGCCUGCCGCUGCCUGCACGUCUGUUGCUCCGUUUCACCGUGUUGCUGUAUUUGAUGCCUGCUGUCAGCACCAUCCCCUCGUUACGAGCAUCAUAUUCUGUCUGUGCCCAUGCACUGGUGCAAGCAAACAUGCAACAGGUCCUUGCAUC